AGGCUCAAAACAUACCUAUAUCUAUAAUUUUAGUCGAAAAACACAUCCCAUAUUUUUGGCACAGCCCAAUAUACCCGUAUAUAGGAAAGUAUCCCCGGGGCCUUGCGACUUUUAAGGGACCCAUGAGACCAGGUCGAAAUAUUGUUUUCAUAUUAUUUCUUUCUGGAUAAAUAGGUGAAUACGUUAAUAUACAGCCUAAAGUGAUUGUUUUCUUAAAUUUGUAAUAUAGUAAUUAUAAUGUCCUAUUGGCAUUUCGGUAUUAUCAUGUCAAUACGGUAUUAUUAUGAAAGUGUAUACCUUUUAUGCUAUUAAAGUACAUUGUCACAUUGUAUGCAUUGCCAGCCUUGGCACUGGUUGGCUAAUUUAAACGUUAUAGUAGGCACUAGGCCGCCUAGGGACCGGUUACAGGGCCCAAAAAGUUGCUCAGCCUAUGGACCUCCCCGGUGCCAAUCCGACACUGCAUAUACAUAAGCUAUCAAAACGUUAAUAUAAUGUAAUGUUAAUGUAAUGCCCUGUAAAUUCAUUGAACAGUAAAUAUAACUAAUAGUCAACAAGGUGUUGAAAAAAGUCAGCGACGUUGACGCUACUUAAACGCACCUCUCCACCCUGCGGGCAUUAACGCGGAAGUAUUUCAAAUACAUAUACUUGUUUGAACUACGCAUAUCGGAAAAGUUGGUAUUUUAUCGAUCUUAAUGACAAAUUAUGUAUUUGAAUACGCGUUGUUGUUUUAGGAAAUUGAGAAAUUCUAAACGUGAUACGGUACAAUAAAUAGUUUGGAUAUUACUAAAUUAUCAUUAUUAAAGUAAGUUCUAAAGAAUUUAGAGUAUUCAAGUGCGCUUGCUACGAAAUAAGUGUUUCAUCAAAAGAUGGCAGAGAUAUGGGCAAUCUUCGGACUUCCAUGGAUUAUAUUUAUCUGGUUAUUUUCUUCACCAGUGUGUGAGUGUCGACAUCUAACGAAUGUCAUUUCGGACGCCGCAACAAAACGCGAUCGAACGAUGACCAUUGUCCAACAAACGCCCUCCACUGUUUUAGGUCUGGACGCUGGCCGGAAGAGCGAUGGCAGUCACGCGAGCAACUCGGUUAAUGUGCAUGCGGAUAUUCAACAAGAUGAGAUACACGGAAUUAAAGCUGAAGUAACGCAUAAAGAAGAAAAUGGACAUUUGACAGACGACUACGUACCGACAGAAGAGUCUUUUUUGCCACAUCCGGGCAUCAAUACAAUGACGUCACACGAGGCAUUAGUGAAACAUCCAGACAGCUUCACCGCUGUAAGUAACGUACAAAGUGGACGAAAGUUAGUCGAACCGCAUCACGGUGGGGCAGAGAAUGAAGAAACAAAUGAAGAAAACGCAAUCAAUGUAAUGACAACACAUAGUGAAAACACUGAGACCGUAAUGCUCGAAAUGGGACAACAUAAAGAAAUAAAAGACAUCACUUCAACUGUAUUGGAACCACAUACAGCCACAGCACCGCGCGUUGUACAACCACAAACAGUGGGGAGUAGCUCCUUGGAACCUUCACUUAUUUCUCAACAGGAGGCGGUUACAAACUCGCACCCCAAAACAGCGCUAGAAGAGAAAGGCCAUGCCACGAGCGAGAAAACUACAUCCGAGACUGUUGGAAAUGGCACAAAACCGUUCCAUGUUUUAGAAAAGAAUGGAUACAUGUACUACUAUUAUUAUGACGCAGAGCUCGACAAAAGCGAUACUCUAGACGCAGUGCCGGAUGUUGAUGGUGACCGCUCCCAGGCUGGGAGCGUAAGUCGCAAUGUAACUUCCGAUACUAAAACGCAAGGCAAUUCUUUAGCUUCCCAUGGGAGCGUCAACCCAUCAAAUAACUCACAUGAUCAAAUGUCAAUUACCGGUAAGGAACCCGCGUCAGGAAGCAACAUUCGUGGUACGACCUCUUCAACCACCGGUAUUAACACGCCGAUUGAUAACGUACGCGACCAUUCUUUUGAAACCAAUAGUAACCACGUUCCAGCGAGUAACCCACAAAGCCAGCCACCUGUAACAAAUAGUAACCACAAUCCAGUAAGUAACCAGCAUGGUCAGCCACCAGCAACCAAUGGUAACCAGGCUGCGGUUAAUAGCCCACUUGGCCAGCCACAUAUGACAAAUAGUAACCAUGCUACGAAUAAUAAUCCACACAACCAGCAACCUGUCACCAAUGGUAACCAUUUUCCUGUUAAUAACCCACUCAGCCAGCCACCUGUAACCAAUGGUAACCGCAUUCCGAUUAAUAACCCAACCAGCCCGCCACCUGAAUCAAAUGCUCAAAAUGCUCUGGUUAAUAAUCCACAAAACCAGCAACCUGUAACCAAUGGUAAUCACGUUCCGGCUAGCAACCCACACAACAAGCCACCCGUAACCAAUGGUAACCAUGCGCCAGUCAAUAACCCAAAUGGCCUGACGCUUUUAACCAAUGGUAAUAACCCUUCGGUUAACAACAACCAACAGAACCAACCACGUAUCAACAACACAUCAAUAAUAAUCCCUAAAAAUCCGACAAGCAAUCCCAUUGAUAAACCGGUCAUACCUACGGCGUCGCUAGCAACCGAGGACAACCUUCCGCCGCCAAGAAGCACAGAGCGUGUAUUGAUCGCUGACUUGAACAAACGCGAUACAAACAAAGCGCACGCGGCUGGAGCUGCCAGUGGAGGAAGCGGCGGUCAGACGGCGCCAGGAAACUGGGGUCCUGACGUCAACAUUGAGAGUACCAUCGAUGACGAGGUGAAUAAGCUGCGGCAGUUGGAGAACGCCGGGCGAACACCCGAAGACGUGGAGCCUUUGAACAUCUUUCAGCAUGAUAUUACCUACCAACGCUUCCCGAAACCAAUGAGCCUUACUGUAUUUAAGCAUAAGGUGAUCGGUCGCAAAUUCCGGAAGCUGUACAUACUGGAGCAGGGUCCAACGAAGCUAUUCCAGCACGUGCGCCAACUUGAGGCCGCCUACACGUUGGAGGACGACACGCUAUACGUCAACUUGCUAUUUCGGUUCAUAUUUUCCCGCGAGUGCCAGGAAAUCUCCCGGUUCAAACUCGGCACGCUGGUUGGAAACAAGGACCAAGCGUUGUUUGAAAAGGAAGCAAAAGACGGCCAGACGGAGCGGGUUGUGUUUUUCACGGAGCGGCCGGAUGACUACGUAUACGUUAUGUCCUGCACUGACAACAACAUCUCCCCGUACGCGUGCCGGAACUCGUAUUACAUCUCCCUGGACUCCCUGCACGACCCGCCCAAUCAAUUUCCCUGGGGAAUAGCGGCGACCGAGCUGAAAGCAAAGAUGGAUCUGACGUUCGAAGACAAGAGAUUUAUAUUCAACUUCGUACUAACACCUUGCGCCCGACCUUGAGAAUGUCACGAUGGUCGAAAUCACGCAUGCGCAUUGAGUCAUUGCCAUAAAUUCAUCUUGAACGAAGAUGUGCAAUGUAAAGCCGCACACCUGAACAGUUGUUAUUCUUAUUAAUAAAGUUGGCGACUCAUAAAACUUUGUUGUUUAUAUGCUAAAUUAAUAAAGAGAUUGUCGAGUA
Messenger RNA from Dreissena polymorpha, 3528 nucleotides. RefSeq names its product putative mediator of RNA polymerase II transcription subunit 26. The transcript has 6 exons. The record is from RefSeq and is a predicted model, not a curated record. Lineage: Eukaryota; Metazoa; Mollusca; Bivalvia; Myida; Dreissenidae. Bases 867 to 3350 code for a protein of 827 amino acids.